AUGUCAAACAUCGAAACUCCAACCUGCAACAUUUCUAAAAAUUUGCCAAUGGCAAAGGUUUUGCAGCAAUGUAAACUAAUAGUGUGGGAUGAAUGCACGAUGGUGCAUAAAAAAUCUUUAGAAACUUUAGAUAGAACCUUAAAAGAUUUACGGAACAACCAAAAUCAAUUUGGUGGCGAAAUGAUUUUAUUAUCAGAAGAUUUUAGAAGAUGCCGAGAUUUUCACCAAAAAUUGCCAGUGGUUCCACGUUCAACGAAAUCUGAUGAACUGAAUGCAUGUUUAAAGUCCUCCAAUUUGUGGAACUAUGUCAACGUAUUACACUUAAGCAAGAAUAUGCGUGUCAUGUUAAAAAAUGAUCAAUCUAGAGACAUAUUCUCUAAACAACUCAUUGAUAUUGGUAAUGGCAAAUUUCCUAUAGAUGUGCUGACUGGCAUUUUCUCCACUAUUGAUUCACCUUUUCCGAGAGUUUUUGUCGAUGACAUUCCAGGCAAAAUGAGGACAUAUAAAUCAGUUGAUACGGCAACUAACGAAAAUGAUGUCGUGAACUAUCCACCGGAAUUUUUAAACUUAAUUGGUUUGCUAGGAUUGCCACCUCACAAUCUUCAAUUAAAGGUCGGCGAUAAAAAAUUACUGAAUAACGUAAUAGAAGUAAUCAUAUUGGAAGGAAAAUAUAAAGGAGAAGACGUUUUGAUACUCCGCAUCGCAAUGAUUCCGUCUAAAGUACCAUUCGAGUUUAAACGACUACAGUUUUCAGUACGGCUUGCUUUCGCUAUGACUCUAAAUAAAUCCCAGGGGCAUUCAUUAAGUUUUUGUGGUAUUUAUCUAGAAAAUCUAUGUUUCUUGCAUGGUCAAUUGUAUGUUGCCUGUUCCCGUGUUGGAAAACCAUCUGCUCUAUUUGUUUACGCACCAGCCUGUCAACGAAAAAAUAAUGGACAUCUAAAAAUGGACUUAAAAUGGACUUUCUAUGAUAAAUACUUCAAGUGGACAUAA
Molecule: messenger RNA, 990 nt
Organism: Sipha flava (yellow sugarcane aphid)
Lineage: Eukaryota; Metazoa; Arthropoda; Insecta; Hemiptera; Aphididae
Exons: 5
Coding region: 1-990 (329 amino acids)
Biological process (GO): DNA repair; telomere maintenance
Molecular function (GO): DNA helicase activity
Source: RefSeq, a predicted model, not a curated record